AUAUAUUGCAGUUUACUGAAGAAAAAGAAAACAAGUGUAUACCGUGUAAGGAAGGUUGGUGACCAUAACGGACUUUAUUGUAUGACAGCUUUUGACACAUUAUGUCAAUGGUGCGUUUUUGCGCAGAGGAGGAGCUGUACUUUCAUGCUGCAGUUUACUGACUUGCACAGCAAGGCAGCUUCCACAGAAUGCUGCUAAACCAGCAAAAACGGGUACUGAAAUCAGCACAUCUUAACUUCUUCAGCUUCACAAGCUGUUUCUGUCAGAGUUACAGUAAUGUACCUGUGAGACUGUUCAGCAGCCCUGUUCCUCAAAAGACUCCAAGGAGGGUUGUGAUUACUGGGAUAGGCCUGGUAUCUCCCCUUGGAGUUGGCAACUCUUUGCCCUGGAAAAAAUUGAUAAGCGGGGAAAGUGGAAUUGUAAAGCUAAAGACUGAUGAUUAUAAAAAUGUGCCUUGCAAAGUGGCAGCCUGUGUGCCAAGAGGAGAUGGAGUAGGUGAGUUCAAGGAGGAGAUGUUUGUGUCCAAAGCGGAUAUCAAGGCCAUGUCCCCGGCAACAGUCAUGGCCCUAGCAGCGGCAGAGCUGGCAUUGAAAGACUCAGGAUGGGACCCGCAGAGUGAGCUCGACCAGUUAACCAGUGGAGUAGCAGUGGGCAUGGGAAUGGUCCCGCUGGAAGAUAUUGCAGAAACAGCUGUGAUGUUCAAAACCAAAGGCUACAACAAAGUCAGUCCCUUUUUUGUGCCCCGGAUACUAGUCAACAUGGCUGCAGGCCACAUCAGCAUCAAAUACAAGCUCAAAGGCCCCAAUCAUGCCAUUUCGACUGCCUGCACCACAGGGGCACAUGCUGUUGGAGAUGCAUCCAGGUUUAUUGCCCAUGGCGAUGCAGCAGUAAUGAUUGCAGGAGGGACGGAAGCCUGCAUUGGUCCGCUGUCCAUUGCUGGCUUUGCCAGAGCCCGUGCACUGAGCACCAGCUGUAACUCAUUACCUAAACUCGCAUCUCGUCCCUUCCACCCGGAGAGAGAUGGGUUUGUGAUGGGGGAAGGGGCGGCACUGUUAAUACUAGAGGAAUACCAGCAUGCUGUAGACAGGGGAGCCAGGAUCUAUGCAGAAGUGCUUGGUUAUGGACUUUCUGGUGAUGCCAGUCACAUGACAGCACCAAGCUCUGAUGGAGAUGGGGCAUUUAGGUGCAUGUCUGCUGCUAUUAAAGAUGCUGGCAUACACCCUGAAGAGGUAACCUACAUAAAUGCACAUGCAACAUCCACACCACUAGGGGAUGCUGCUGAGAACCAAGCUAUCAAGAGACUUUUCCAAAAGAAUUCCCACUCAUUGGCAGUUUCCUCCACCAAGGGAGCAACAGGGCACCUUCUGGGAGCCGCAGGGGCUUUAGAGGCUGCCUUCACUGCCCUGGCGUGCUACCAUGGUACUCUACCCCCUACUCUCAAUCUUGACAGGACAGACACUGGGUUUGAUUUGAAUUACGUUCCGUGCACAGCCCAGGAGUGGAAGUCUGCCAGCAGACGGAUAGCACUUACCAACUCAUUUGGAUUUGGGGGCACUAAUGCAACACUCUGUUUUUCCAGUGUGGUCUUGUAGAAUUUGAGAGUGCUUAAGAAGCCUUAUUUUAUAUUAUACUGUAGUUUUACAGAUGCUUAGCUGAAUUUCAUUGCUCUGAAUGACACAGCUAACAAAAUAACAACCCCAAAACAUAGUCCAUAUUGCAUUUAACAAUUCAGUAAAUUCUGGUAAGAUAAUGUAAUUGGAAUAUGUCCACAUACAUUGUUGAGGUUGGGUUAUAAAUACUAUUAAAUACUAGUUUCACAUGCAUAUACAGUAUAUUAUUGUAUUAUUCAGAAUAUUUAAGACAUGUCAAAUGCUGUGACUGGCUAGUUCCUGUAAAUGUGUUGAAAAUUAAACAGGCAAUAGAGGAACAGUAGGUGGUGCUGAUUCAUAAUAAUAAGAAUACUUUUGAAUUAUGUAACAUUUAUAUUUAAACAGUCAAGUUAGAAUAAAGAGUAGAGAAAAACUGGUGUGACUCUACACAGACCAAAGAUUAUAUUUCCUAACAAAUCAAGACAAUCUUAGCAUCACAUCAAAAAGCAGACAAACAGGCAGACAUGUUUUGUUGCGGUGGUUCUUCUUUUUGUUGAAAACAUAUAAUACAUUUAAAAAAGGGAAAUUUCAAGUUACAAAAUACAGGUAAAAGAAGACACAGUUGUGGAUAACUAGGCUCCCAUUGAUUCAUAAAAUGCUUUAGUUGUGCCUUGUUUAACGUUGGUUUUGUAAAAUGUAUACAGCUGAUCCUUUUUGGUAACUUAUCUGCACAUCAAAAAAAAAUGUUGGUCAGAUAAAGUACACAAUAGUUUGUUUGCCAGAAUAGUAUUAGCUACAGUAUACAGUGAUUAAUUAACAGCACAGUUCUAGUAUAACAUAUAUACUGUAGUAUAUUUGACUUAGACCCUUUGCUCUGGUAUCAUAUACAGUAUGUAAGCCAGUCUUUUAAAACCCCUUUGUACCAAAUUUAUACCAUGUAUGAGGAAAUCAAACCGUGAUCGCUGCUGCCAAAUGGAUCCUGAAACAGACAUGCAAAGGACCAAGAUACGUUUCAGUUGAGAUUUGCUCAUUCCCCAUAUGCACUUCGUAAUAUGAUUCCUGUAGCUCACCAAGACCUAUUACAGUCCUGCAGGAAACUACAUGUUAAUACAUUGCAUUGACUGACUCUUCACAUAUUUUGCUGGACCUUUGGAGCAUCCUUUACACAGUAAAAGAACCUUUCUAAAGGUAUUACUAAAGACAGCCACUUUUAAAUAAGUAACAGCCAAAAUUGUUUAUGCCAGACUUGUUAGAAAAUCUGUAACAAAAUGGUUGAUUGUUGUUGUCGAUACAAUGUAGAUAUUACUAAAGACGCCCACUGUGCAUGUAUCACAAAGCCCAUAAAGAAAACAAAACAUUCAAAUAAAUUAGUUCUGCACUGUAUAAAAUUGAGCUGAUUUUAUCAGUGCUUGCUAG
Messenger RNA from Polyodon spathula (Mississippi paddlefish), 3005 nucleotides. Its product is annotated as 3-oxoacyl-[acyl-carrier-protein] synthase, mitochondrial-like. NCBI's taxonomy places the organism in Eukaryota, Metazoa, Chordata, Actinopteri, Acipenseriformes, Polyodontidae. The transcript has 3 exons. The coding region runs from base 189 to 1592 and encodes 467 amino acids. Gene Ontology annotation, molecular function: 3-oxoacyl-[acyl-carrier-protein] synthase activity. Gene Ontology annotation, biological process: fatty acid biosynthetic process. The record is from RefSeq and is a predicted model, not a curated record.